AUGGUGUACAGCCUCAGCUACCGUCGCCCUCAGAGGCAGCCUCGUUCUUCAAGCGAGUCAGUGACGGGUGAGCACAAGCAGUUGUCCAUCCACGAGUCUGUCCGCUCUGGCAGCAGUGGCAUGUCCCAUGGCAUCCCUGACGCUCUCUCCUUUGACCGCAUCAUUGCCGGUGGUGUCUGCCCUCCCUGCACUGUCCGUGACUUCAUGAACUUUCUCAAGUACAUCGAGUUGUCGGCCGAGAACCUGCAGUUCUUCCUCUGGUAUCGUGACUACAGCAAACGCUUCAACGAGCUGCCGGAGAGUGACAAGGCCUUUUCGCCCGAAUGGCGUGGCGACAAGAGCAGCGGCGAGGCAAAGCCCAAGUUCUCCAGCCACAGGGCGCACCCAGACGCGGCUGCCAUCUUGGAGGGCACCGACUUUGCCAGCGAGAAGACUGUCAAGUACAGCGAGAGGAGCAACAACCCAUUCUUCACCCCACCGCACACGCCAACUAGUGAUUCGCACCGCCGGGAGGAGUCGCUCGAUUCGUACGAUGAGAGCAUGACUACCGGUCAAGUGAACCACUCGGAACGUGCUGCUGGUGCGUUUGAAAAUGCGGGGCUCAAAUGGAAGCCUUUAACCGUCCAGCCCUACCGUGAGGAGGUUAACCGCAUCAUAUCCAUCUACAUUGCCGACGGUGGCUCUCGUCAGCUCAAUCUCUCGUCGAGGGAGCGUGCUGCACUGCUCCACGCUCUGCAAAACACGACGCACCCUUCAGCCUUCAGGAACGUCAUCACCACCGUGGAGUGGUCGCUGCGUUGCCAGGCUCAUCCCAACUUCAUCCGCUGGACCAUCUGCAAUGGCAACCGUCCUCGUGUCAUCUUUGCUCGCGGAUUGGGCAUCGGCGGCAUUGUCGCUGGUCUUGUUGUCGCUAUCCUCCUGACCCUCAGCAGCGCUGGUCGUGCUUGGAGGGCCAUUUCCCUGAUUGGCUUCGUCAUUGGCAUUUCCACGCUCAUCGCCGCUUGGAAGGGCAUGUGCGUCGUCCUUCACGGCAUGCAUCACCGCCACCUGAGGCCAUGGGAGCUGUUCACCUCGGACGACGAGCCGCAAGGGUACGACGCCAAGAUGGACUCGACCGACACGCUCGGAUCACAGGCGUCCAGCAACUCGUGGGAAGACGAGCCGUGGAUCGCAAAGUACGAGAAGCGCAACGUUGUGCGUAAGAUUUUCGAUCGCGAAGUGUGGAUCCAGGAGCCGGCUCUUCGCCAGAUCCAAGACACCAUCUUCCUCCAAGCCAUUCUCGGCUCGCUCAUCAUCGGUGGUGUCACGGUGGGCGUCUUCUGCGCCAUUCCUGCUGGCAACUUUUUCUAG
This is a messenger RNA of Ascochyta rabiei, 1350 nucleotides long. RefSeq lists its product as uncharacterized. The record is from RefSeq and is a predicted model, not a curated record. NCBI's taxonomy places the organism in Eukaryota, Fungi, Ascomycota, Dothideomycetes, Pleosporales, Didymellaceae. The transcript is spliced from 3 exons. The coding region runs from base 1 to 1350 and encodes 449 amino acids.